GAGGGGGCGGGUCAUGUCCCUGGUCACGUGAUCGCGCCGCUGCGCAGCUCGAGCGACUGGAACGGAACCGAAUCACCGGACAGAUCAGCUCCGUUUACCGGCCCAGCGCGAUAUUCCGCCCCCCGCGACGCGCUCCAGCAGCGGCAGCAUCAUGUCGGCGGUGCAGCGGAUGAAAGUAGCGAACGAGAAACACAGCAAGACGAUCACACAGAGAGGACACGUGCAGAAAACCACGCGUGUGGUGAACGAGGAGAAGUCUCCGGUCGGUCCGUGGCUCCUCACGCUCUUCGUGUUUGUGGUCUGUGGAUCAGCAAUCUUCCAGAUCAUCCAGAGCAUCAGACACGGCUUGUGACACAUCUACAGACGUCUGAACACACUGGCCUUCACUUCUUCUGUUCAUCUCGCAGUUAUUUACAGCUGAUGUUAUGUGUGUGUGUGUGUGUGUGUGU
Carassius carassius (crucian carp) is the source of this 449-nucleotide messenger RNA. RefSeq names its product stress-associated endoplasmic reticulum protein 1-like. Bases 152 to 352 code for a protein of 66 amino acids. The record is from RefSeq and is a predicted model, not a curated record. NCBI's taxonomy places the organism in Eukaryota, Metazoa, Chordata, Actinopteri, Cypriniformes, Cyprinidae. The transcript is spliced from 3 exons. Gene Ontology annotation, cellular component: endoplasmic reticulum. Gene Ontology annotation, biological process: endoplasmic reticulum unfolded protein response.